Molecule: messenger RNA, 1443 nt
Organism: Vombatus ursinus (common wombat)
Lineage: Eukaryota; Metazoa; Chordata; Mammalia; Diprotodontia; Vombatidae
Gene: ZNG1A
Product: COBW domain containing 3
Exons: 15
Coding region: 100-1272 (390 amino acids)
Cellular component (GO): cytoplasm
Source: RefSeq, a predicted model, not a curated record
GCGCAUGACGGCGUGCUCGGCGGGAGGUUGGGGCAGUGUAAAGCGCAGCUCGGCGCACUUGAGUGUGACUCGUACCCUCCACCCGCCCCUCCUGCGGUGAUGCUCAGAACGGGUGGCCCCCAGGAUGGGGGAGAAGAGGAGGAGGAGGAGGAGGAGGAGGAUUGCCCGGAGCUGGUCCCCAUUGUCGUGCAGCAGCAGCAGACGGAGGAGGAGGAGGGGAAGCCUGACCCCUGUGCUAAGAUCCCGGUCACGAUUAUCACCGGGUAUUUAGGUGCUGGAAAGACAACUCUCCUCAACUACAUUCUAACUGAACAACAUAACAAAAGAAUAGCAGUUAUUUUAAAUGAGUUUGGGGAGGGAAGUGCAUUGGAGAAAUCCUUAGCUGUAAGCCAAGGUGGGGAGCUGUUUGAGGAAUGGUUGGAGCUUCGAAAUGGUUGCCUCUGCUGCUCUGUAAAGGACAAUGGCCUGAAGGCUAUUGAGAAUUUGAUGCAGAAGAAAGGAAAAUUUGACUACAUAUUGUUAGAAACAACUGGCUUGGCAGAUCCUGGUGCUGUUGCUUCCAUGUUUUGGGUUGAUGCUGAAUUAGGGAGUGACAUUUACCUUGAUGGAAUUGUAUCUGUUGUGGAUUCAAAAUAUGGAUUGAAGCAUUUAAUGGAAGAAAAAGCAGAUGGCCUGAUCAAUGAAGCAGUGAGGCAGGUUGCUUUGGCAGAUAUUGUUAUAAUCAAUAAAACCGACCUAGUUGCAGAAGAGGAGCUAAUUAAAAUAAGAACACUCAUCAGAUCAAUAAAUGGACUAGGAAAAAUCUUAGAGACCCAAAGAUCAAGAGUUGAUCUUUCUAAUGUACUGGAUUUACACUCUUUUGACAAUCUCUCUGGAAUCAGUUUACAGAAAAAACUACAACAUGUGCAGACAACACAACCUCACCUUGAUAAGAGUAUUGUUACAGUCACAUUUGAAGUACUGGGAAGUGCAACUGAAGAAAAUCUAAAUAUAUUUAUUCAAAAUCUUCUGUGGGAAAAGAUUGUGAAAAAUAAGGCAGAUAGCACCAUGGAAGUCAUCCGACUAAAGGGGCUGGUGUCUAUCAAAGACAAACCACACCAAGUGAUUGUCCAAGGGGUCCAUGAGCUGUAUGAUCUGGAAGAGACUCCAGUGAGGUGGGAGGAUGACACUGAGAGAACCAACAGACUGGUGCUGAUAGGCAGAAACUUAGAUAAGGAAAUCCUUAAACACCUAUUUAUAGAUACAGUGACUAAGAAAAAAGAAAGCAGUUGAGACUACAUUUCAAAGAAAACCAAGUCUGUCCUUAACACUAGAAGCAUUUGUAAUCAAGACUGGAUGAUAUACUGGAGGAAUCAAUUUUUUGCUGUUUAUGAAUCUAUUUCAUGGCCACUGUUAUGGAUUCUAAGAUCUUCUUUUACAUUUUUUUCUUCUAUGUAAUACACU